AUGACGCGCUCCAGAUUCGCCACCGGCCUGGCAAGCUUGGACGCCAGUGUCAGCGCCUGGAAAUGCCCGCACAACGGUUGCACCGGGCUUCCACUAGUCAGGAACACAAAGUUUAUUGUGUGUGUGUGUGUGUGUGUGCUCAAGUUGCUGAGCAAGACUGCAGCGUCCACCAACGACGACAAAGAACCAGUGUCUGGUCCUGGCAGUGCGAAAGCGCAACCAGCCAAUGAGCUCCCCGCAUUACAGGCCGCUCGACGUUGUGCUCUUGAAGCGCGCAUCCACCGAGCCCCCUGGAUUAGCGUCCGGACGGAGGCAACUGAGUUGCUGCCCUGGGAAAUUAAACAAAAAAACACUGGACGGGAGGUGGCCGGGGUGCAGGAGAUGAGGGCGUCCGGGGUGUGGCAGUAG
Sporothrix schenckii 1099-18 is the source of this 408-nucleotide messenger RNA. RefSeq lists its product as uncharacterized. Bases 1 to 408 code for a protein of 135 amino acids. The transcript has a single exon. The record is from RefSeq and is a predicted model, not a curated record. NCBI's taxonomy places the organism in Eukaryota, Fungi, Ascomycota, Sordariomycetes, Ophiostomatales, Ophiostomataceae.